Messenger RNA from Spodoptera littoralis (African cotton leafworm), 2640 nucleotides. Lineage: Eukaryota; Metazoa; Arthropoda; Insecta; Lepidoptera; Noctuidae. The record is from the annotation of a GenBank genome assembly.
AUGGAGCCUAAACAGGAAUAUCAUGAUCCUGAUUACCCUGACGCUGCGGUCUGCGUGAAGGAGGAGCCACCAAGCCUGUCAGAAGAUGAGAAAGUUGAUAAAAUAAAGGAAAUUAUCCGGCGGGAAUUUUUGAAUGAGCUUGAAAUCCGUGAAAAUGAAGUUAUGCUUAUUGACCAAAGGAUGUCGACAUCCCGCCGCCUCCUCCACCGGCUCCGGUACGCGCUGGUGAAUAGUUACUAUAAGGACCAGAAGCUGAUGCUCACCAACGGACAGAUACAGGAUGAGAUUGCUGCACAGCAUGAACCAAGGGCCAGGGCUGAUGUAUCCACAAUACUCCGCGAUGGCCAGCGUCGGCUGCACCCGUCAGUGCGCAAACUGCUCGGCAAGCAGACCGUCGACCUGGAGGAGAUCUUCAAGACAAGAGCGCCUCGGAACAAAUCCAGGAAGGAUUAUUCUGCGAUGCUACAGAAACGCAACUAUACAAUAUCAGCGGACACUACAAAGACCCUCAGACCUGACAAGAAGUCCGAAAUAGAGGUCCCACCAGAGGAGCCCUGUACCAGUCGACCCAAGAAGGUGCCUCGACACUUGGACCCUAAAAUCACAAACGUGGUCACCCUGGACGAGGUGACCAGGAACAAAAUGAAGUAUAGAUAUAGAAUUGUUAUUGGCAACACGUCGAAGUACGCGCCGGCGGCGUCGGCGGCGGACCGGUCGACCCACAAGUGGCUGCUGUACGUGCGCGGGCCGGCCGCCGCGCCCGACGUGUCGCGCCUGCUCACGGCCGUCACCGUGCGGCUGCACCACUCCUACGCGCCGCACCACACCGUCACCAUCGACAAACCCCCAUACCACGUGUCCCGCCGCGGCUGGGGGGAGUUCCCCGCUAAAAUAGAACUACACUUCGCCCUCCCGGAGCGGAACAGGCCCGCCACCGUGGAACACACCAUCAAGCUGGACAGGAACUAUACCGGGAUGCAGAUGUUGGGCGCUGAAACUCUAAUCGACGUAUGGCUAUACAGUACUCCAGAAAUGUUAGAAUUUGAAUACAAAGAGGAAGCACCGACAGACAAUCCCGAAACAGUAAUCGAACCGACACCAAUAGAGAAUACAGAACAAAAUACACAAGAAAACAACACACAUACAGACAACUGGAUGGAAUUCUUCUCGAAAGGACCUUCAGAAGUAGAUGUAGAUGAAAUGAUAAUAAAACCAGUGAAAAAAGAGACACAAGAGAAGAUAGAAGAAGAUACAGAAGCUAAAGAAGAAAAUGUUCCAAAUGAAACAGAAAAACAAUGGAAGGUUGAUUAUAAAGUUGUAGAUGAUCUACCAAAUGAGAUUCUAAACCAAUCCGCGUUACCAAAAAAACGAAUAGUCAAAUAUAUAGAUCCGAACACAGGCAAAAUUUACUACCUAGAAAUGGACAGGGCUUUAGACCUAAGUAAGGUCCAAGAAAUAGUUAUAAAUAAUAAGACAGCCAAAAUAAGUCCUAUAAAAUCGAACGGGCUAAAAUCUUUUAGAAAGAAGAAAGGCGUCUCUCUACUCAAGCCUGAAGUCAAAAAUAUGUUAAAAAACACUGAAAAUCUGAAACUACAACACAAUUUUGCGCAUAUAGAAAAUGAUCAUUGUUACCUGGCAACACCGAGGAAGGUGGAUAAUGUUGCCAGUGUGGAAAUUAAAAAAGAAAAGAGUUUGUUCGAUAAUCUGUGCGCGAAUGUUGCUAGGUUGAAUAAUGUGCGGUGUGGCGUUAAUUAUUUAAUUAGGAAGAUCCCUUUGGUUACGGAUUUGGCGAGGGAUUCGGAUUUUGUGAAGAAUUUCCCCUUUGUUGUGGAAUCUGAGGAAAAAUAUUGGAAACUAGAUUUUGCUAAGCGGAGGAAUAUUGAGUGGUCCAGAGCGAAAUUAAUAAACAGAAUUUUGUCCGAGCAUAUAACAACAGUGGAGCCAAUAUGGCGGACCAAACAGAUUCUAGCAUACAGCCGACUACACGGACACUACCCAAUAAGAUCAGAAGCGAUGCAAAUAAAAUCCGAAGCAGACGAAUGGUCGACCUGGAAUGACCUGGAAACUCGAAAAAUGGAAUCCAGCAUCAAAGAAUUGUACCCAAACCCCUCGGAUAUCAAUACUCUGUCGCUUUUCGAAAUCUCCAAUUUUUCGACGAGGAAUCGAAAUUCUAAUUCGGUGACCGAAGUGGUUUCUGAUGAUGAAGAGGUCGAUGUUAUUUCCUGUGGGGGACGGGGUAAGGGGGGCGUCGUGGUAGGGGACAGUGGGGGACUGACGGUGCUGCCGGUGGAGGAUGACGACGAUAGACUUCGGUUUUUGUUCGUGGAACGAAAAUGUGCCGAUAUUGGGAUCGAGCUGAGGAAUGAGGAUGUUGGCAAUGGAUGUUCUUAUAGCGCGGUGCACGCGGUCCUACUGUCCGCGAUGCGUAGUUUCGCGGAGGAGUUAGUUCGCGGGGGACUCGCCGUCAAACUCGCCGAGGAUAGCGAGCUCGCCACACCUACUGUUUGGGCUGGUCCGUCGUCGUCCCGCGCCAGUAUCUACGGGCGCCACGUGUACACGGGCGCGAUGCAGAACGUGCGCACGCGCAUGCUCACUGCCGCCGACCUCGCUGCCAAACGACGACAACUUGUCACGCUAUAA